This is a messenger RNA of Oncorhynchus gorbuscha (pink salmon), 1210 nucleotides long. RefSeq names its product aquaporin 12 (gene aqp12). NCBI's taxonomy places the organism in Eukaryota, Metazoa, Chordata, Actinopteri, Salmoniformes, Salmonidae. Bases 85 to 918 code for a protein of 277 amino acids. Gene Ontology annotation, cellular component: membrane; cytoplasm. Gene Ontology annotation, molecular function: channel activity. The transcript has 3 exons. Gene Ontology annotation, biological process: transmembrane transport. The record is from RefSeq and is a predicted model, not a curated record.
AUCACACAGACAGCAAACUGAGCAACAAGUCAUACAUUGUGUGAGCAGAACCAGCAAGGUGUAGUAUCAUCGGUGAACCUAACUAUGUCUGGACUCAAUGUCUCCCUUGCUUACUUUCUCGCUGUUGUGGUGUUUGGUGCAGCCUUUAGAAGCCUUUUCAGAAAAUGGCCUUGUUUGAGUGUUGCAGCAGAGUUUCCGGCCUCAUAUGUGCUGGUGGCAUGCUGGCUGGAGGUGCAGACCAUUAAAGAGGUGGGCGAGUGGGCAGGAGGACUGGGUCCAGACGUGACUCUAACCAUACUGUUUUUAGUGCUGCUUACCCAUGGUGUGAUCUGUGCCGGAGCCACUGGAAACCCCUCCCUGACUCUGAUGGAUUUCCUGCUGCUGGAGACCCCUACUCUGCACACUCUGCUGGCUCUGGCUGCUCAGUUCCUGGGGGCACACCUGGCUCUGCUUGGGGCUGGCUACUACUGGGCCCUGGAGCUUAACGACAUGCACAUGAUCAAGAACCUGAUGUCAAGGGAGUGCAGCACAGCCCUGCGUGUCUCCCUGGUGCAGGGGGUCUUUUCUGAGUGUGUGUGUGCAUUCAUCUUUUAUCUGAUAUACCUCAGCCUGAAACGUCGCUCUGCGCUGAUUCGGGUUCCUCUUGUUGCAGCUGUGCUCACCUUCUUCUCCCAUUCAGCCAGUGAUUAUACCAUGGCUUUCCUGAACCCCUCCCUGGCCUAUGGCCUUACCUUCUACUGUCCCGGGUUCACCUUUACGGAGUACUCAGUGGUCUACUGGCUUGGGCCAAUUUUUGGAAUGACGCUUGCCCUUCUCCUGUACAUGGGCCACAUUCCCAGGAUUUUUACCAAGAACCUGCUGUAUUCCCAGAAAACCCACUUCCGGGUGCCAAAGGGGGAGGGAGAUAAAAAAAAGUGAAAGAAUAUAAAAAUCCUCCACCUCAGCUGAUGCAAUAACGGACCUAGAGUGCAUUAGGAAUGCAAUGCUCAAUUUUGUUCUUAUUGGGAUGUUUCAUUACGCACUGAGCACUAUUCAACAGCUGAUUCUCUCCUUAGGUUAAACUGACAAAAAGUGGUGGGCUAUAGAAUAAUAAGAUCUGUACAUGUAUGAUACAAUUUUAUAUCUCAUGUACAACAACCUGUGUUCUUUCAGAAGUAAUACAUCAAUUGAAAAUAACUAUUUUAAAUAAACAUGUGUAUUAAACAUUUAA